Messenger RNA from Suillus paluster, 447 nucleotides. RefSeq lists its product as uncharacterized. NCBI's taxonomy places the organism in Eukaryota, Fungi, Basidiomycota, Agaricomycetes, Boletales, Suillaceae. The transcript is spliced from 2 exons. The record is from RefSeq and is a predicted model, not a curated record. The annotation marks the transcript as partial.
AAACUUGAAGUUCAUAUCCGAAAAUUUGAGAACCUGCCCGAAGGGUCAGAGUUUGGAGAUGAGAAGUAUCACACAGCACUCACCGAAUCAUUGAUGUCCCAAGAUGAAGACGAGGUCAACGCGCAUGGACAGAAGACCAGACAUUUUGUUUCCCAUGCUGGAACAUAUCGGAGUGAUAUUAUGGUGAAAUUCUUGGCUGCAGUGGAUGAGGCGCUAGACCCAAACCAACCUCCUCACUUCACCAUUCGUGUUAAAGGCGAUCCGAAAGAGCUUCCUGUCUUGGCCGCCAAGAAAAUCGAAAAUCGAGCGCAUCAAUGGAUGAUAUCAGCAGAGUGGCUCGCACAAGAAGAAAACAAGAAGUAUGACUCACCUAGUUACAUCCUGGAUAAUGGGCGUGCAUGGGGAGAUCUGAAGGAUCCUGAGGAGACGAUGGCAGGCCAGAAGUGA